Pelobates fuscus (common spadefoot toad) is the source of this 6604-nucleotide messenger RNA. Its product is annotated as A disintegrin and metalloproteinase with thrombospondin motifs 7-like. Gene Ontology annotation, molecular function: metalloendopeptidase activity. The coding region runs from base 382 to 5610 and encodes 1742 amino acids. Gene Ontology annotation, cellular component: extracellular matrix. The transcript has 24 exons. NCBI's taxonomy places the organism in Eukaryota, Metazoa, Chordata, Amphibia, Anura, Pelobatidae. The record is from RefSeq and is a predicted model, not a curated record. Gene Ontology annotation, biological process: extracellular matrix organization; proteolysis.
ACAGAUGACAAGAGACAAAGAGUUGGAGGAUCCCACGGUUGAGGGAUAUAAUCUGUCACCAGGGAGCAGGACUGGAACACCGGCUGUGACAAAAGGGGAAUGUGUAAGCAGGGACACACUACAGGCAAAUCCCUCCCAUGCUACCCAUCACACGCACACCAGUAUAUACACAGCACUGCACACUACUAACAAAGCACACAUGUAUCAACACUAGCUCACAGAGGUCAGCAAACAUUCCUCAUCAAACAUUCCACAUGCACAAUAGCACCCCACACUGACUACUACUAAGCACAGCAAACAUUAAAGUCCAGGCUGAGGACCAGUUCUACAGAAUGACUCGCUAGCCAUCCAAUUCCAAUCUGAUCAGUCUGAGCUGCCAGGAUGUGGAUCCAUCUGCUGGCUCUUUUUUGCUUUGUUCUCCGUGAUGUUGCCACCCAUGUUCCAGUUGCAGAUGUUCCUCUCCGAUUCUCUUUGGACUCUGAAAUUGUUCACCCUGUCCGUGUGGAUGAACAGGGCUCUUUUCUGACCUUUGAUCUUUCACCCCGGAUAAUAAAAAAGAGAGGUAUAUCUCCCCAUUCUGCUCCCCCUGCUUACUAUGCAAUCAAGUACCAGGGAGUCGAGCUGAUCUUUAACCUUACCCAGAACCACCAGUUGCUGUCCCCUGGCUAUGUAAGUGAGUGGCACAAUGGAGGUAUACGAGAGGCGAGAAUACGUACCUGGACCCCGAGUUACUGCCACAUGAGGGGGGAGGUGCAAGAUCAAAACCACUUCAUGGGGAAGGCUGCUGUCAGUAUAUGCAGUGGACUGAGGGGGGUUUUCCAGCUGGCACAAGAGGACUUCCUCAUUGAACCAAUGGAAACUUCACCAUCUUCAGGAGAGUCAAUGCCCCAUCGAAUCUACAGGCGUCACCUGGAAGAGUUUAAGACAGAAGGACCGACUGGCUACAAACAAUGUGGUGUUAGGGAGCAUCCAAAUUCCCAGAACAAAUGGGAGAAAAGAAGAGAGCGCUGGGAGCACUCACAGCUUAGAAACAACCAGACACGUCGUAUCAGGCCACGUUCCAUUAGCAAGGAGAAGUGGGUGGAGACACUAGUUGUGGCUGACCAGAAGAUGGUAGAAUACCAUGGUAGAAACCACGUGGAAAACUAUGUCUUAACUAUCAUGAAUAUGGUAGCUGGACUUUUCCAUGACGCUAGCAUUGGGAACAGAAUAAACAUUGUCAUUGUACGCCUGAUCCUGCUAGAGAGUGAGGAGGAGGAAUUGAAAAUCACUCAUCAUGCCGAUAACACUUUGCGUAGCUUCUGUAAGUGGCAGAAGAGCCUAAAUAUGAAGGGCGAGGAGCAUCCGUUACAUCAUGACGUUGCCGUGCUCCUUACCAGAAGAGACAUCUGUGCUGCCAUGAAUCGCCCCUGUGAAACCCUUGGACUCUCUCACGUGUCUGGCAUGUGCCAACCACAUCGCAGCUGUAACAUUAAUGAGGAUACAGGCCUACCCACCGCAUUCACAGUUACUCAUGAGCUGGGACACAGCUUUGGUGUACAGCAUGAUGGCAGUGGCAAUGAAUGUCAACCAAAAGGAAAGAGACCACACAUCAUGUCACCACAACUUGUAUAUGAUACAGCCCCACUCACCUGGUCUCGCUGUAGCAGAGAUUACAUAACCCGCUUCUUGGACCGGGGAUGGGGGCUCUGUCUAGAUGAUCCUCCCAGUAAGGAGUUGCUGAAUUUUCCUUCUGUGCCCCCUGGGGUGUUGUAUGAUGUUGGACACCAGUGUCGCCUGCAGUACGGAUCUACUUCCAGUUACUGUCUGGACAUUGAUAAUGUUUGUAACACUCUCUGGUGCUCGGUGGGCUCAACAUGUCACUCCAAGCUUGAUGCUGCUGUAGAUGGAACAACCUGCGGGGAAAACAAGUGGUGUUUUAGUGGAGACUGUGUUCCUGUUGGCCAUCGCCCGACUCCUGUAGAUGGUAUGUGGAGUUCAUGGAGCUCAUGGUCAUCGUGUACUAGAACCUGCGGUGCUGGAAUACAGAGUGCAGAGCGUCAUUGCAGUAAUCCUACUCCUAGAUAUGGAGGUCGAUACUGCCUUGGAGAGAGGAAGAGAUAUCGAUUGUGUAACAUUGUUCCCUGCCCCCGGAAUACUACAUCUUUUCGCCAGCAGCAGUGUUCUCACUUUGACUCUGUUCCUUACAAGGGAAAGCUUUAUCACUGGAGCCCAGUACCAAACAACAUUAAUCCCUGUGAGCUUCACUGCCGGGCCGAUAAAGAGCACUUUGCAGAAAAGCUGUUGGAUGCAGUUAUUGAUGGAACUCCAUGUUACGAGGAUAAUUCCAGAAGGGACAUGUGUAUUAAUGGCAUCUGUAAGAACAUUGGAUGUGACUUUGAGAUUGACUCCAACGCAGUUGAGGAUAGGUGUGGAGUAUGCCUGGGAGAUUCAUCUUCUUGUCAUACUGUCCACAAAAUGUUUGAGGACAGUGAUGGUCUUGGUUAUGUGGAUAUUGGGCUUAUUCCCCCAGGAGCUCAUGAAAUCCACAUUGAAGAAGUGGCAGAGGCAGAAAACUUCUUAGCAUUGCGCAGCGAAGAUCCAGAGAAGUAUUUUCUGAAUGGAAAGUGGACAAUACAAUGGAAUGGUGAUUACCGAGCAGCAGGAACAACCUUUACCUAUACCCGUACUGGAAAUCUUGAGAAUCUAACUGCCCCUGGUCCAACAUAUGAGCCAGUCUGGAUUCAGCUGCUGUUCCAGGAGAAGAACCCAGGAGUUCGUUAUCAGUAUACCAUCAGAAGAGAUCCAGACAACAGCAAUGAGAUCCAGCCACCUGACUUUUCUUGGAGAUUUGGCUCUUGGACGGAGUGUUCUGCCACCUGUGGCACAGGAGUGCAGAGACAGCUGGUCCACUGUGUGGAGAAAGUGGUUGGUCUUGUGGAAGAGAGAUAUUGUGACUUUCUGACAAGACCAGAUGACAGACAUAGGACUUGUAAUGAAGAGGCUUGCCCUCCAAGGUGGUGGGUGGGAGAGUGGCAGCAGUGUUCCAUCACGUGUGGCAUAAAUGGUGUCCAAAAGAGAACAGUCCUAUGUAUCCAAAGAGUUGGGCUGGACGAGCAACGUGCAUUACAACCCGUAGACUGUGUGCACCUCCCCAAACCUGAGGCCAGCAUGCCCUGCAAAUACCCCACACCGUGUCGUGCCACUUGGCAUCAGGGUAACUGGAGUGAGUGUUCUGUAUCCUGCGGGGAAGGAGUGCAAUAUCGGGAAGUGUAUUGCUCUAAUGAUGUUGAGGGAAAUGUCUGUGAUCACUCUGACCGUCCUGUCAGUAAGCGUGCAUGUGUGCUAUCUUCAUGCCCAUUUGACUCCUUUUCUCGAAUUGAUUGGACUGGUAGCGGAGGAUCCAGCAAGGAAAAUUUCAAUGAAAUUUUUCCAGGUCAACCUCGGACAUUUCCUAAUAACCAGCUUCCCCCAGAAGACAACUCAAUUUCAGAAGGAGAUUUCUCCAGUGUGGGAGAGGGAGGACAAAGGAAAGGAGGACGAGCAUUUGUUGAUGAUUUCUAUUAUGACUAUAAUUUUAUCAAUUUCCAUGAAGAUUUAGACUACGAUCCCUUAAAUAACAAUGAUAUCGAUGGAAUUGGAGAUGUAGGGUGGCGGGGAGAAGAACAUCCUACCCAAAUUCCUGAGGUUGAGGUUUCUGAAAAACAGGAUGAAGAGCAGAAGAAAGAAAUUAUCCACUUUACAACUACAACUGUAAAACUGGCCACCAAAGAAAUGGAUAUAUCAGUUUCUAGUAAAUAUUUUCAGAUCUCAAACAUACAUAGUAAAACAAACUCUUAUGUUUCUAAAGAAGAGGACCAAAGUGGAUCCAGCAAAAGGGAUAACAACAAUAACUUAAAUCAUCAAGUGGAAAAUACAUCUGAUGAGUUACACACAAGUCCACCCAGUAAGGGUAUUCAAAAUACCUCAUUUUAUCAGAAACCACAUGAUGCAUCAGUCAACCUCCCCGAAGAGUCAUUAACUCAUCUCAUUAUCAAUCCCUUGCAGGGUGGCACACAAGAACCCACAUAUGUUACUACAGAUUUAUCUAAGGUAGCACAAGAUCUCUCAAAAAAUCCACCAUCGUAUCUCCCAAACCCUACAGAAGUAACAACAUAUUCCUCUCCGUAUUCAUCCUUUGACCCAUUACCAGUUACAGCACAGGAUAUUUCACAGUAUCCAACAUCCACUCCCUGGCCUGUAAUGGAUAGUUCACAAUUUCCAUUGUAUGGUACAGAUCCGGUACAAGACAUAAUGCAGGAUCCAACCACAUAUCCUUUGAAAGCUCUGAACGUGAAUCCUGCUCCAGGACAUGUUCAGAAUGAGCAGCUCUCAUCAAACAACAAUUUGACAAAUCCAAUGCAAAAUAUAUCAAGUGCCUCAGAGGACUUCGUGUUGUUUGACCUAUCUGCUGAUUAUGUUCCCCAUGUUACAUCGAAGAACAUGCCAACUGAAGCCACUUUACCAUGGGAUCCAUGGGUGUCUCAAUUAGGAGAUUCCAUGCGCCCUCCCUCCUCUGAAUCAGCAUUUACCAGGGAACCAGAACUUGAUCAUACGGUCUUCACUGCUCUUCAUAUCACAUCUUUACCAUCUACUGAAGCUGCCCUGUUUCCAGUGAACUCUAAUGAUAGUGACAAAAGCAUAUCAUUCGACAUGCUAAAUACUCAAAACUCUAAUGAUGGGAACUCCCUUUUUGUAACUCCUGCACCAUCUGUUGCAAUUCAUACCACUUCUUUAUCAUCCGUUGGCAACAGUUAUCUAUGGAAGGGCUACUGGGAGGUCGGAAACUGGAGUGAGUGUUCUACAUCUUGUGGUUUGGGUGCAAAGUGGCGUCCAGUUUGGUGUUCAGGAGAUUCGAAUAACACAUGUGAUCCCAGUGCUAAGCCUCCACCUGCUCAUCGCUGCUUUCUGCGACCAUGUGCUUCCUGGUCUGUGGGGACCUGGAGCAAGUGCUCCCAUAACUGUGGAACUGGGGUAAAGAUGAGAGAUGUUCACUGUGUAAAUAUUCGGGACAAGAGGAUUUUGCGUCCAUUUCACUGUCAAACUGUUGCCUCCAAACCUCGUACUCAGAUACCUUGCAAAGAACAUCAGUGCAUGGAGUGGAACGUUUCAUCCUGGACUGAGUGCUCAGAGGAGUGUGGCGAGGGGACUCAGGAGAGAGAGGUAUCAUGUCCAGAGUCUGGAAGCUGCAAUGACAAUCUGAAGCCUGGCUCCAGACGCACAUGUAAUGAUCAUCCAUGUACCACCUGGACUGUGGCUCCAUGGAGCCGGUGCACAGCGUUGUGUGGUGGUGGCAUCCAGGAACGGCAGGUAAAAUGUCUGAACACAAGGACAAGACUGACAGAGGAAGAUAGCAGCCUAUGCGACCACCUGCCGCGGCCUGAUAACACCCAGAAAUGUAACCUUCAGGAAUGUCCGCUUCCUCAAAAUAUCUCUUGCUCCGGAGACCGAAUCGCAUUACCCUUCUGCCAGGCCUUGAUGAAUCUAGAUCGCUGCUCUUUACCAAUGGUCCAAACUCUAUGCUGCAAGACCUGUCAAUCCCAUCUCCUAGGCCCUCGUGAGCAUGGUAAACAGCAGCUGUCCCGGAGGUGAGAAUGGGAGGCAUGUCUGCUGUCUCAGGGACUAGAUGGGCUGCACUCAAGGCUCACUACAUGAAAAUGCUAACAUUGGUAGGUUAUACUUGGCCCUUGCUGGAACAAAUACAUGGAGAUCUUUCUGCAUCCUCUUUUUUACACCACUUGGGUGGUAUGGUUGAAGCAACCCAUAUGGCCUACCAGUCACGACCAUCUAUAUGUAUUCAUAUAAAUAUCAAAAAGAGACUGAAAAUAAAGUCCCAGCAAAGAAAGGAUUAAUAUAAAGCUGCCAUAUAUCAAUAUAAGCCGUCCAAUGCUACAAAACCUCUGGACCUAUGGUGCUAGCUGUUGGCAUGUGACCUCUAUUUGACCUCGGUUGAUGCCCCGCUGGCUGGCCAGUGAGGGACCCAAGUCUUCCAACAAUAUUGGACUUUCUGGUGCUCUAGAUGUGUAAUGAUGCACUAUGGCAUUAUUAUUUUUUAAUAGUAUAAUCGUGUUUCAUGUACAAACUGUGAGGAGGUCUGUGUCCAUUCUCUGGUUUAUAAUAUGUAUUAUUCAUUUUACUAGCAUUGUGCACAGAUGAUUGGCAUGCAUGAGGGGGCAUAAGAAACCCUAAAUCUACCAAGGAUUUGCACUCAUUGCUGCAGAACCCACCUGCAUUAAGGAGUAGUAGGAGUGCCAAGAGAAACAGAUGAGUUAAAACACAAAGCCACUGGCUGCUUUGCUUGUGGAAAUAAAUUCUGCACUAGUUACUGGAUUGAAAGGAGAGACUUUGAGAAUUGUACACUGUUUAAGAGAAGUGAGGUCCUAUAUAGGUUUAUAGUUAUGCAAUAAUUUGCUUUAAAAUAUUGGUGCUAUAAAACAAAUCAUUUUUAUAUUCCUACAUGUUAUGGUGUGCCUGUAAAAACCCACAUGUGAUUAGCACACAUGUAAAGCCCUACAGCUGAGCCAAAGUACUCUGAUCCUUAUAACAUGGUACUUACUGGGACACUACAAUCACCAGAACCAAUACA